UAAACCAAAUUAAAGGGAGACACACAAGAUUUGUACACGCAAGGUCGUGUCCCCAACUGCGGGGUGAUAGUUUCUUAUUUUAGGGCAAAGAUGAUGUCCAUAGCCGGCCGUUCAGGGGCUCUUUCCCUGUAUUCGCAGGCAACAAAACACACGGUUAAAAGCCUGGUUUUCCCCGGAGCUAAGGAUUUGGUGUCUGCUGCUGCUCCUGGAGCAGUCCGCCUUGGCCAUACAGACAUCAAGAUUCCUGACUUCACAGACUACCGUCGCCCCGAUGUUGUCGACCCCAAUAAGUCGUCCCAGGAGAGCGGUGAGGCAAGAAGGACCUUCUCCUACCUUAUCACUGGAGCGUCCACUGUGGUUGGCAUCUAUGCAGCCAAGACAGUGGUCAGCCAGUUCGUCUCUUCCAUGAGUGCAUCAGCUGAUGUCCUGGCUUUAUCCAAGAUUGAGAUCAAGCUGGGUGACAUCCCUGAAGGCAAAAACAUGACCUUCAAGUGGAGAGGAAAGCCCCUGUUUGUCCGUCACCGCACAGAGAAGGAAAUCAGUGCAGAGGAAGCUGUGAAUAUCGGAGAGCUGCGUGACCCCCAGCACGACAAGGAUAGAGUGGUUAACCCUAAGUGGGUCAUCGUCCUUGGUGUGUGCACCCAUCUGGGUUGCGUGCCCAUUGCCAAUGCUGGAGACUUUGGAGGGUACUACUGUCCUUGCCAUGGCUCCCACUAUGAUGCUUCAGGAAGAAUAAGAAAGGGACCUGCUCCUCUGAACCUGGAGGUUCCCUACUAUGAAUUCCCUGAUGAUGACACUGUCAUUGUUGGAUAAAUACUGUAACUCUGUUGCAGUUCCUCUCUGUAAUAUGUAUUUUUAGAUGGCUCUGCGAAAGGGUUGGGGGUGACAUACAAUAUGCCUAUGUACUAAUAAAGAGAUAUUUCCAACUGUA
Molecule: messenger RNA, 931 nt
Organism: Seriola aureovittata
Lineage: Eukaryota; Metazoa; Chordata; Actinopteri; Carangiformes; Carangidae
Product: cytochrome b-c1 complex subunit Rieske, mitochondrial-like
Exons: 2
Coding region: 91-813 (240 amino acids)
Biological process (GO): mitochondrial electron transport, ubiquinol to cytochrome c
Cellular component (GO): membrane
Molecular function (GO): quinol-cytochrome-c reductase activity; 2 iron, 2 sulfur cluster binding
Source: RefSeq, a predicted model, not a curated record